AUGGUCGGCCUUGACUACGCUAUUUCUUCUGUCGAAAGCUCAGAUCUCCCAUUCCUAGCGAAAUUCAUCCAUUCCGCAAAACUGUCUCUAAGUAUCAAUCGCCUUCUGUAUCAGCCGUGGCCGAACGAGACUAUCCAAAAAAGACAGUACACAGGAGCUGUCGAGGGUGGAUUUGCCGACUCCUCGAUGGAGUGUUUCAAGGCGACUGAAGGGGAGUCCAAUGCAAUCAUUGGUUAUAUUGUUUUCGUGAGAAAGGCAGCCACCAAGGAAGAUUCAAUGGCCCCUGUCAAGGCUGGAAGUCCAGAUGAUGGCCACAAUGCUCCAGUGGGAAUGAACCCCGGUCUGCUUGCUGAAGUAACUGCUGCGAACAUGGACAUCAGCAAGGCUACGGAACACAUUAACCGUUAUGGUCGGGUUCAACAAUGCCUGUUUGUAUAA
Molecule: messenger RNA, 438 nt
Organism: Aspergillus udagawae
Lineage: Eukaryota; Fungi; Ascomycota; Eurotiomycetes; Eurotiales; Aspergillaceae
Exons: 1
Coding region: 1-438 (145 amino acids)
Source: RefSeq, a predicted model, not a curated record